This is a messenger RNA of Phaeoacremonium minimum UCRPA7, 729 nucleotides long. RefSeq names its product putative nadh-ubiquinone oxidoreductase kda subunit protein. The record is from RefSeq and is a predicted model, not a curated record. The coding region runs from base 1 to 729 and encodes 242 amino acids. The transcript is spliced from 3 exons. NCBI's taxonomy places the organism in Eukaryota, Fungi, Ascomycota, Sordariomycetes, Togniniales, Togniniaceae. Gene Ontology annotation, biological process: respiratory electron transport chain.
AUGCAACGGACAUUCCGCUUGCUCGCGAGCGUCAAGCCAGCGCGCUAUCUGGAGCCUGGCGUUCCGACUGGCCUCACUGGCCUCUACACACAUGGCUCUCCACGGUCGACCCUCAUCUACCUCUAUACAAGCACCCUCGACAAGCUGAAGGCCGUCCCGGAGUCGUCGCUUUACCGCCAGUCUGUCGAAGCUCUGACCAAGCACCGCAUGUCGAUCGUCGAGUCCGCGAAGCCUCCCGGCUAUGAUGAGUGGGUGGCCAAGGCCAAGAAGCAGAUGUCAGAGCACCCGGAGAGCUUCAACGUCAAGUCGCUCGGGAGUGUCGAUGGAGCUCGUGCCAUUCGUGUCGAGCGUGGCGGCAUGUCCUUCGUGAUCCGUCAUCUACCCCAGGAGAAAGAUAUCCGCUACGAGGAGUGGGAUGGCGAGAUUGACGAGGGUCCGGAACUCGAGGGCCCGCGGAGUGAGGAGGAGCGCAAGGACCAGGUACUCCUUGCGGAGAGAAAGUCUCUGGACGAAGUCGAACAGAUUCAUUGGGAGCCGGAGCCGCAAUUAACUGCUGAUCAAAUCGAAGAGAUCGAAGGCAAGAUCGGGGCCGGUCUGAUCGAGGAGGUUGUUCAGGUUGCUGAGGGCGAGCUACGAAUAGUCGACACAAUGAUUCAAGCUAAAGUAUGGGAGAGCCUCGAUGAGAAGCCGGCAGAGGGUCAAUGGUCAUACUUCGAGAGGAAAGCAUAG